AUGUCCACAGUACCACUUCCUUCUGAUUACAACUCUUUCCUCUACAAAUCACUUAACCAAGCUGACCCUGAGAUUGAUCAAAUCAUCAAAGACGAAACUCAUCGUCAAUUCACCGGGUUAGAACUUAUUGCCUCUGAAAAUCUCACUUCCCUUGCCGUAUUAGAAGCAAACGGCUCUAUCCUCUCAAACAAGUACUCUGAAGGUUUACCUGGCGCUCGUUACUACGGUGGCAAUCAACACAUUGACAGAUUAGAAAAAUUAUGUCAAAAGAGAGCCUUGGAAGCUUUCGACUUGGAUGAAAACGUCUGGGGCGUUAACGUACAACCUUACUCCGGCUCUACUGCUAACUUUGCUGCUUUCACCGCUCUCUUACAACCUCAAGAUAGAAUUAUGGGUUUAGGCUUGCCUGACGGUGGUCACCUUACUCACGGUUAUUAUACCGCAAAGAAGAAGAUCACUGCCUCUUCCAUCUACUUCCAAUCAUUCCCUUACCAAGUCGACAGAUCAACUGGUCUUAUCGACUACGACACUUUGGAAACCAACGCUAAUCUUUUCAAGCCUCGCUUACUGGUUUGCGGUGGUUCUGCUUACCCUCGCGACUGGGACUACGAAAGAUUGCGCAAGGUCGCUGACCAGCAUGGCUCUUACCUUUUAAUGGACAUGGCUCACAUUUCCGGUUUGGUCUCUGGUAAAGUUCAAAACUCUCCAUUCGAUUUGUGUGAUGUCGUCACUACUACUACACAUAAAACCUUGAGAGGUCCAAGAGCUGGUUUAAUCUUCUUCCGUAAAGAUAAGGAGUCCGAUUUAGAAUCAAGAGUUAAUGCCGCUGUCUUCCCUGCUUGUCAAGGUGGUCCACACAACAACACUAUCGCUGGUAUCGCGGUUGCUUUGAAGCAAGCCUCCUCACCUGAAUUCAAGGACUACGCAAAGGCUGUCAUUGACAACAGCAGAAUCAUCGCUGAAGAACUCCUCAAACAUGGCUACAAACUUCAAACAUCUGGCUCCGAUAACCACUUAGUGUUGUGGGAUCUGAGACCUUUAGGUAUUGCUGGCUCAAAGAUUGAAACCAUUUGCGAUUUAUUGCACAUCACCCUCAAUAAGAAUGCUGUUGCCGGUGACACCUCCGCUGUCGUACCAGGUGGUGUAAGAAUUGGUACAGCUGCUUUGACUUCUAGAUCUAUGAAGGGUGAAGAAAUGAAGCAAGUCGCUCAAUUCCUUCAUCGUAGCGUUCAAAUCGCGAUUGAAGCUCAAAAAUUGGCUGGAAAUAAAUUAUUGAAGAACUUUGUCAAUGUCGUCAACACUAACGAAAAGAUUAGCAACGAUGUCAAGACUCUUAACAAGGAAGUUCACGACUUUAGUGUCAAAUUCCCAUUACCAGGUGUUCCAGACACUUCAGUCAUCCAGCCACCAAGCGUUUAG
This is a messenger RNA of Wallemia ichthyophaga EXF-994, 1419 nucleotides long. RefSeq names its product Serine hydroxymethyltransferase 2. Gene Ontology annotation, molecular function: pyridoxal phosphate binding; zinc ion binding; serine binding. Bases 1 to 1419 code for a protein of 472 amino acids. The transcript is spliced from 2 exons. NCBI's taxonomy places the organism in Eukaryota, Fungi, Basidiomycota, Wallemiomycetes, Wallemiales, Wallemiaceae. Gene Ontology annotation, biological process: L-serine catabolic process; tetrahydrofolate interconversion; folic acid metabolic process. Gene Ontology annotation, cellular component: cytoplasm. The record is from RefSeq and is a predicted model, not a curated record.